Molecule: messenger RNA, 969 nt
Organism: Dovyalis caffra
Lineage: Eukaryota; Viridiplantae; Streptophyta; Magnoliopsida; Malpighiales; Salicaceae
Source: the annotation of a GenBank genome assembly
AUGGCUGGUUGGUGGCAAGGGAGAAAGUUGGAGAGAGGAGAGAGAAGGAUAGUGUGGUCUGCUACAUUGUUUUGUGUGAAGAAGAGGAUUUUCCAGUUCCGGCAUAAACAAACAAAUUCGUUCUACAAAGAUCUAAAAAUUUCAACACCUUUGAGGAUUUCAGAGCUCGAAAACCAUGUACGGAUCCAGAGGGGCAAUGUUGGGAAGCGGGGGGUUUCGGAUGGGUACGAGGUCGGCUCAAAGAGACAAAGAAUGAUGGAAUCAAAUCCCUACUUCGCAGUGAGCAGUGGUGCAAGUGGCUUUCAACCUUAUGGCUAUGGCGGUGGAUUUCAGCCCCCGCCCUUUCCUGUGGUUCGUCUGAGGGGGCUUCCUUUCAACUGCUCGGAUGUUGAGAUUUUCAAGUUCUUUGCUGGACUGGAUAUUGUGGAUGUGUUGCUGGUCAACAAGAAUGGGCGGUUCACUGGAGAAGCUUUUGUUGUCUUUGCUGCACCCAUGCAGGUUGAGUUUGCUUUACAUAGGGAUCGACAGAACAUGGGGCGGAGGUAUGUGGAAGUUUUUAGGUGCAAGAGGCAGGAUUAUUACAAUGCUGUUGCUGCGGAGGUGAAUUAUGAAGGAAUCUAUGACAAUGAUUACCAUGGAAGUCCUCCUCCAUCUAGAGCAAAGAGGUUCAGUGAUAAGGAUCAAAUGGAAUACACAGAGAUCUUGAAGAUGCGAGGUCUUCCCUUUUCUGCUAAAAAAGCUGAAAUAAUUGAAUUCUUUAAAGACUUCAAGCUGAUUGAAGAAAGGAUACACAUUGCAUGCCGCCCAGAUGGGAAAGCUACUGGAGAGGCAUAUGUAGAGUUCAUUUCUGUUGAGGAGGCUAAAAGAGCUAUGAACAAGGACAAGAUGACAAUUGGGUCAAGGUAUGUCGAGCUGUUUCCUUCAACUCAAGAUGAAGCCAGACGGGCAGAGUCGAGAUCAAGGCAGUGA